UUGAAAACACCCAUCUACUGACUGAUUCUUUGAGGUAAAUAGGACAGUAGGGCAAGUUUGGAAUUGGAUGCUGUCGAGCUGCAAAUCUAAAGAUUACUCUUCCUCUAAUUAUGUUAUGGAGGAGACACUGAGUCAGGUGAAUGAAUUCUAUCGCUGGAAUAAGAGUCAAAAAGAAAAGAGGCAUUGCUCGAAUUGGGCCUUCAUCCGAACUAACGUUAGACAUCUGCGAUCAGGUGACAGUUGAUAAGGAAGAGAAAUAUUACUUUUCAUACCCACUGCUGGCUUUGUUUUCUGUGUUUCGAGUCCUGGUUUUGCAUCUGAGUACUGUUCUUGCGUGGGUCUGCAAACGAAUCUGCCGCACUAUGGCAGCCAGACCCAAGGAACAUGGCAGCAAGGAAUACGAUGACACGGGCGAGCAGAUCCGGAAUCAUCACAAACAAGCUUUUGAAUACAUUUCAGUGGCUCUCCGCAUCGACGAGGACGACAAAGGCCAAAAGGAAGAUGCAGUCCAGUGGUACAAAAAAGGCAUCGCCGAACUUGAAAAGGGUAUUGCUAUUGAGGUUGUGGGAACUGGAGAGAAGGCAGAAAGAGCCAGAAGGCUUCAAACGAAGAUGGCCAACAACUUGACCAUGGCCCAGGACCGCCUCCAGCUAUUGGCCAAGCUGUGUUCAGGGUCCUCACAAACAGGCGUGUAUACAAACAGCGCUAACCAGGGCUUCGCUAACGGGAACAUCCGCUCAGUCAGCGGCGCCGUUCCCAAAAAGAGGGAUUCUCUCACCCAGCCCAGUCACUCCUUUCCUCGACCAAAGAACCCACCCAAAAACCCUUCCAGUGGAGCCCAGCGGUCACCCAGCUACUGUGGGCCGUCUGCUCCCAGCUCAGGGCGACCAGGUUCCCAGUUUCACAACACCAGUAAGGGUUCAGCGGGUAGAGUCGGUAACAGAACAAACGGUAAAACAGCGUCGCCAGCAUCCACUCCACAAAAGAAGAGGGAUAUGAAAAACUUUAAGAACGUGGACAGCAAGCUGGCGAACCUCAUUCUGAAUGAGAUUGUGGACAGUGGCUCUAUGGUGCACUUUGAUGAUAUUGCUGGGCAGGAGUUAGCGAAGCAGGCUCUGCAAGAGAUCGUCAUACUGCCUGCAUUACGACCAGAGUUGUUUACAGGUCUCAGGGCUCCAGCAAGAGGUCUUCUUCUCUUUGGUCCCCCUGGCAAUGGGAAAACUAUGCUGGCCAAAGCGGUUGCCAUAGAGUCUAAUGCAACAUUCUUCAACAUCAGUGCUGCCAGUCUGACUUCCAAAUAUGUUGGUGAAGGAGAGAAGCUGGUGAGAGCCCUAUUUGCUGUGGCCAGGGAGCUUCAACCUUCCAUCAUCUUCAUUGAUGAAGUUGACAGUCUGCUGUGUGAAAGGAGAGAGGGAGAACAUGAUGCCAGUAGAAGACUGAAGACAGAGUUCCUCAUUGAAUUUGAUGGGGUGCAGUCAGGAGGUGAUGAGAGAGUGUUGGUGAUGGGAGCCACUAACAGACCUCAGGAACUUGAUGAGGCUGUACUCAGGCGAUUUGCUAAAAGAAUAUAUGUGGCUUUACCCACUGAAGAGACCCGCCUGAAGCUGCUGAAGAACCUUCUGGCUAAACAUGGCAGCCCUCUGAGUCAGAAAGAACUGGCCCAGCUUGCCAGAAUGACAGAGGGAUACUCUGGCAGUGAUCUGACUUCAUUGGCUAAAGACGCAGCCCUCGGCCCCAUACGAGAGCUGCGUCCUGAGCAAGUCAGAAACAUGGCUGCCAACGAGAUGAGGAAUAUUCGGUUCUCUGAUUUUGUGGAGUCUCUGAAGAGGAUUAAGAGGAGUGUGAGUCCUCAAACACUGGACCAGUACAUUCGCUGGAACAGAGAGUAUGGGGACACUACUGUAUGACACACUGGAUCAUAUACACACACACAC
Chanos chanos (milkfish) is the source of this 1934-nucleotide messenger RNA. It is a transcript of the gene spast, whose product is annotated as spastin. The record is from RefSeq and is a predicted model, not a curated record. The transcript is spliced from 17 exons. Lineage: Eukaryota; Metazoa; Chordata; Actinopteri; Gonorynchiformes; Chanidae. The coding region runs from base 141 to 1907 and encodes 588 amino acids. Gene Ontology annotation, molecular function: microtubule severing ATPase activity; ATP binding; ATP hydrolysis activity. Gene Ontology annotation, cellular component: microtubule cytoskeleton.